AUGGCUACGGGCAGACGACGGACACUGACAGACUACAACUCAGACGCGUCGCCAAUCGCGGUCACCACAACUCCUCCACCCAGUCCGCCUAGUGUCGCCACACCAACGGCAACUCACACCGUGCCCGGCGCUCGGUUGAACCAACCCAGUGUCCCGGCAAAUGCUCCGCUGGCCCCAGGACUGGACGCGGAAGUCUGCGGCUCAAAUGGCACUCCACAGGCGCACAGGCAGUCCGGCAACGACAACCAAGAAGACAUCAUUGACACCGUCGAGCGGCUUGACAUUCGCAAAAAGGAGCCACGGCCGUCAGAUCUCCGCGCCGCUACGCAAAAGUCGGAUAUAAACCCACUCCGCCUCUAUCUCGCUUUCAGGGGAUCGGCCGCUAUGACCGAGUCAAAGAAGAGGCGGAGAGAAAUGACAGAUGACGACGACGUGGAAUCAGGCGUGCAUGGCAUCGGAUCCUUGGAGGGCGCUCAAUCUUGUCCGGCUCCUUCUUUGUCAGCCGCUGAUAAGGAGUCCUAA
Molecule: messenger RNA, 522 nt
Organism: Thermothielavioides terrestris NRRL 8126
Lineage: Eukaryota; Fungi; Ascomycota; Sordariomycetes; Sordariales; Chaetomiaceae
Exons: 3
Coding region: 1-522 (173 amino acids)
Source: RefSeq, a predicted model, not a curated record